CAAUUAUAAAUCAAUUUUUUUACAAUAUUGUAAACAUUUAUUUUACAUUUUAUUUUAAAGUCAGAUGAAAUAUAAUAAUCGGAAGAGAUCAACAAUGUUACGUCAUAUAUAAAUAAAAUAAAGUAAUUGAAUACUGAAUUAAUCUACCCCAUGGUUACAUAGUUUUUAAAAUGUACUCCCCAAGACAGAAGAUAUUGUGGUUUGCAUUUAAUACCAGAAUUUUCAUAAUUUUCCUGCAAGCAGUCUUCAAUGCUGUCAUUCCAGAUCAUGAUGCAAAUGUUUUUAUAAGUCCAGAAGACCCAACUUUAAGAAAAACAAUAGCAGAUUUUUUCAUUGAAAAGAUUUUUGGAGGAUUCAAAAGAUGGGAUGGUCAGUAUUUUAUUCAUAUUUCCCAAUAUGGAUAUACAUAUGAAAACUGUUUAGCAUUUUUUCCAUUAUUUCCAUUAAUUGUAAGACAUCUGGCGAACCUUAUCAAUAGUGUAUCAAACAGCUUUUUGAACUAUCAUAGUAACUUGCUAAUAUCAGCAACUUUGAUUAACAUUGUGUUUUUUAUAAAAUCAGCUGAUGUAUUACAUAGACUAAGUCUUAGGGUACUUAAGAGUGAAAGCAAAGCUUACAAAUCAGUGAUUCUGUAUUGUGUUAAUCCAGCCAGUAUAUUUUUUGUUGCUCCAUAUUCUGAAUCCUUGUUUGCUUUUAUGUCAUUUUAUACUAUGUUGAAGUGUACUGAACCAGAGACUUUAAGGUUUGCUAAUAUUGACAUGAUCACUGCUAUACCUGUUGGGUUUUCCAUGAUAACAAGAUCUAAUGGGUCCUUGAACUUAGGAUUUAUAUUUUAUACCAGUUUUAAGAAUACAAUUGAGAAAACAAUACCUGAGAUAAUGUACAAAUAUAGAACAUUGAAAAAUAAAAUUAUUAUUCCUGCAUUAAUGUUACCAUUACUUACAUCAGCUUUGGCACUGUUCAUGACUACAAUAGUAGCUAUAAUGCCAUUUGUGUUGGUCCAAGCCUAUAAUUACUUCAAGUUUUGCAUUGUAAUUGAAAAUACUUUACCAGAAUUUCUAUUAAAUUCAGAGUUUGUCUUACCAGGAAGUGCAGAAAGUCCAUGGUGUAAUAAAACAUUGCCUUUUUCAUAUUCUUACAUCCAAAGCCAUUAUUGGAAUGUGGGUUUUUUCAAAUACUAUCAAAUUAAACAGUUACCAAAUUUUAUAUUGGCUCUGCCUGUUUUAGUUCUAAUUUUAUAUAAUUGUUUGAGUUAUGUAAAAAAUAAUAUAAGGUUAUUUGUAAGGCUUGGAUUGAAAGACAAUAUAUCAUACUUUGGGUAUACAACUAAGAUUAGUUGUAGGCCUAAGCAAUAUUCUAAAGGAUUUGGGACCAAUGACCCAGUAUACUUUGUGUAUGUGGUGCAUGUAAUGUUAUUAACAAUCUUUAGUAUAAUGUUUGUUCACAUACAAGUUACAACAAGGCUUUUAGCAUCUGCAAGUCCUGUCUUGUAUUGGAUAUGCUCAAAUAAAAUUAAUGUGGGUCCCACCCCAACAUCUGAUCAAAAUACAAUUAAUGAGCAUUUUCGGAGGGUUGGCAUGGGAAAGAGAAUACCAUCACAUCAUUUAUCUAUUGCCAAUUUGGAGGGUAUUGAUAACAUGUACAGUAAAUGGAAAACUUUUAUCAUAACCCGCAGAAUGCCUGACCCUCAGUCCCGCUUCAUACAAUGUUAUUUUAUUGGUUAUGUUGUAACUGGUACUAUACUGUUUUGUAAUUUCUUACCUUGGACUUAAUUAUCUGAUCAAAGCUUUAUAUGCUCACAUAUCAUUGUCAAACAUCAUAUCAUUUUUAUUGUUAGAACAUUGAAUAGAUUAUUAAUAGAAUAAGUCAAUUUAUUAAAACUUUUGCUUAAAAUUCAAUAAUGCAUGGGGCCUUUAAAAUAGUCAAUUUUCAAGUGUAGACCUUGGAAAUUUUAAAAUGU
Molecule: messenger RNA, 1960 nt
Organism: Pieris brassicae (large cabbage white)
Lineage: Eukaryota; Metazoa; Arthropoda; Insecta; Lepidoptera; Pieridae
Gene: PIG-V
Product: GPI mannosyltransferase 2
Exons: 2
Coding region: 171-1772 (533 amino acids)
Biological process (GO): GPI anchor biosynthetic process
Cellular component (GO): endoplasmic reticulum membrane; mannosyltransferase complex
Molecular function (GO): GPI mannosyltransferase activity; alpha-1,6-mannosyltransferase activity
Source: RefSeq, a predicted model, not a curated record